This is a messenger RNA of Cucurbita maxima (winter squash), 1296 nucleotides long. RefSeq lists its product as uncharacterized. Lineage: Eukaryota; Viridiplantae; Streptophyta; Magnoliopsida; Cucurbitales; Cucurbitaceae. Gene Ontology annotation, biological process: mitochondrial respirasome assembly. The record is from RefSeq and is a predicted model, not a curated record. The coding region runs from base 317 to 706 and encodes 129 amino acids. The transcript is spliced from 4 exons.
AUCUUCCACACGUGCUCCAAAGCCGAAGCUGAAAAAACCAGACGGGAGACGACACUUUCAUGGUUUGCAGUGAUUUUGCCGCAAAUGAAUUCUGCAAAUUGAAGUUUCUUCUUCGUUGAUCCAAUGGUGUCUGCCUAUUUUCUUCCCUGAAAACCCUAGGAGUUACUGAAUACAGUGUUUCUGUUCCGACUGGAGCAUUUUAUCUUCUCUUUUUCAGGAAUCUAGAUCUAAGCUUACUGCAGAUUCUUCGGUUUUUUCUGUUCUACUUUUAUUAUAUUUCAAUUUUUCCGACGAGUGAUUCCUUGGAUUAUCCGGUAUGAAAGAAUCGAAACCGAUUAAGCUCAAUCUUCAUCAGCAUCAAGAUCACCAAAAUGGACACUUGGCUCCGUUCAAGCUCGCUAAAUUGUUCGAUCCAGAGGCCUCCUGGGACAAGGACCAACUAGGAGAUGUUUUGCACUGGAUUCGACAAGCAGUGGCCGUUGUUCUUGGACUUCUGUGGGGAUCCAUACCUUUGGUUGGAGGCAUUUGGUUUCUAAUUUUCCUGGCGAUAUCAACCAGCAUUGUAUAUGGAUACUAUGCGAUGAUUUUAAAAGUUGAUGAAGAAGAAUUUGGAGGUCAUGGAGCUCUUCUCCAAGAGGGCCUUUUCGCUUCUAUAACUCUCUUUCUGCUUGCUUGGAUUCUCGUAUACAGCUUGGCACACUUUUGAUUGGCAACGAAUGAUUUUGCAUCCAUGAAAUCACUUGGUGAAAUUCGAACAAUGAACUUAGUUAUAUUGAUACCCUGCUCAUUUACAAUUGCUUCUAAUUGCUGGCACAAAUUUUUUUCACAUCAUGAUGUUGAACAAAUUGAUUUAGCAGAGCAGGAAAACUCUAGCAUCUGAUAUAUGGUGAUAGAUUUUCGAUUUCCUUUUCGCUUUUGACGCUCUUCCGAGGCCAUAUAGAAAUGGGCUAUGGAUGUAAUCCUUGUUAGAAUUAACACCCUUUAUUGCCAUCUAUUAAUUACUAGGGAACGUUAUAAAUCACUAAACUAUAGGGAACAAGAAAGAAGCUUCAUUUCUUUACUUCCUCUCUUAGUAUAGCUUUUCUCUGCUUUUUAGGAAAAGAGGGAAAGAAAGGCUGCUAACUGCCAGGAAGAGCAUCGUGAAUACUUCGUCGAGACUAGGGAGGUGGGAGAUUCGAAUCUUUAAUAAGUUUUUAUAACUAACUUUUGUUGGUUGAAAUGUGCUUAUAGAAUAGAAUCAUUGUUGGGACUAUGUUGUAUGUGCAAUGUUAUUGGUGAUGGUUCCUUUUUUAUGUC